AUGAAAAAGAAAAGUCAAAGUAAAGGAAACACUCAAAAAUUAUAAGUUGAAGUGGAUAUUAUGGUUUAAUCCUUUUUAUUUGCAUAGGAAUAAAGAAUUGUUGGAUUUAAAUAAAUAUAGUAAUCAAUUUUGUAUAGUUAUUAUAUUACAAUCUCAAAAAGAAUCUGCUAAAGAAAAAAAUUGUUAUUAAGCUAAGGAUCCACAAGACUAAUGUUCUUUUGAAGAGUACAUAACUAAAAUACUACAUUUAGAUUAUGGAAAACAUGUUUUAGAAAAACAUAAGGAAUUUGCAAAGACAUUCCAACAGAAAAAUAAACUAAAUAAAGUGUCAUCUAGACCAUCAUCUCGUUCAAGUUCACUUUCUAAAUAGACCAAACAAUCAGAAACUUAAUCAUAAUAGAAUCAGAGCUAUUUUAUAUAGAGUUUGAAUCUUACAUGCAAGAAUUCAGCAAAUGAAAAUUUGAAACGGGCACUUCAAGUCUAAUAAUAUAAAUCUUACAGACUUAGAUUAGAUAGAAUAUUCUAAUGA
Molecule: messenger RNA, 529 nt
Organism: Paramecium primaurelia
Lineage: Eukaryota; Ciliophora; Oligohymenophorea; Peniculida; Parameciidae
Source: the annotation of a GenBank genome assembly